CAAUUCCCGAGCCUGGGACGGACGCGGGGCCGUCCCCUGGACGCGCGAGUACACCGCGUUCGCGUCCCCACCCUUGCCCGCGCCCCUCCUGCUUCCUGAGCUACAAGUAGCCUGGGCGGGACAACUCCAGGCAGAAGUUCUUCGGGCUUCACGCACAGCAAGCUUUUCUCCUCCCAGGAACCGCCAGGCGCGGAGUGCAGCGCGAUCGGGACCCUGACACCCGCGGCGCGCGCAACCACACGGUCCCGCCGCGCCCCGCGCCCGCUCAACCUGCCCUGCGCUCUGUCGCACCAGGUGCCUGCGCCCGUGGAGAGCAGCUGCAGCAGGUGGCGUCCGGGGUGUGGUCAAUGAGGAGUAGCCUGAGGAAGAUGCUGCGCCCGGGGGAGAAGAAAGAACCCCCUGGCGUUGUCUACCAGGGCGUGGAGGACGACAUGGAAGACUCCAAGGACUCCUUUAAGGUGGUUUUUGAGGAAAGUGCAUGUGGUUUACAAAACUUUUUGAAGAAACGAAAGAGACUUAAAAAAUAUGAUGAUACGAACGCCUCCCCUUUGCAUCACGCUGCAGAAGAAGGUCAAGUGGGGCUGAUGGAGAUGAUUGUCAGUGACUCCUCCUGUGAAGUACUGAAUGCAAUGGAUGAUUAUGGAAAUACCCCUCUGCACUGGGCUGCAGAGAAAAACCAAGUUGAAAGCAUUAAGUUUCUCCUUUGCAAAGGAGCUAAUCCAAACCUCCGAAACUGCAACAUGAUGGCGCCCCUGCACGUGGCUGUGCAGCGCUUGCACAACGAGGUGAUGAAGGUCUUGAUUGAGCACAGCAGUACGGAUAUUAAUCUGGAAGGAGAAAAUGGCAAUACAGCUCUGAUAAUCGCGUGUUUCACGGAUAAUAGUGAAGCAGUGGAGCUUUUGUUAAAUAAAGGAGCCAAGCCAUGUAAAUCAAAUAAGUGGGGAUGCUUCCCGAUUCACCAGGCUGCAUUCUCAGGUGCCAAAAAAUGCAUGGAAAUAAUAUUAAAGUUUGGUGAAGAGAAUGGGUACAGCAGAGUAGCUCACAUCAACUUUGUGAACAACAGGAAAGUCAGCCCUCUCCACAUGGCUGUUCAAAGCGGUGACUUGGAAAUGAUUAAAAUGUGCCUGGACAAUGGUGCCCAGUUGGAUCUGAUGGAGAAAGGGAAGUGCACUGCCCUUCAUUUUGCGGCCACCCAGGGAGCCACCGAGAUUGUUAAACUGAUGGUAUCAUCCUAUUCGGGCAGCCAGGAUAUUAUUAACGCCAUGGAUGGAAAUCAGGAAACGCUGCUUCACAGAGCCUCAUUAUUUGAUCACCAUGAACUAGCAGACUACUUAAUUUCAAUGGGAGCAGAUAUUGAUAGCACAGAUUCUGAAGGACGUUCUCCACUUAUCUUAGCCACCGCUUCCGCUUCCUGGAAUAUUGUCAAUUUGCUUCUCUCUAAAGGUGCCCGUGUAGGCAUAAAAGAUCAUCUUGGACGUAAUUUUUUGCAUUUGACUGUACAACAACCGUAUGGAUUAAAAAAUUUGCGACCUGAGUUUUUGCAGAUGCAACAUAUUAAAGAGCUGGUGAUGGAUGAAGACAAUGACGGGUCCACACCUCUACACUACGCGUGUAGACAAGGGGUCCCCGUCUCUGUAAAUAACUUACUUGACUUCAAUGUGUCCAUUCAUUCCAAAAACAAAGAUAAGAAAUCACCCCUGCAUUUUGCAGCCAGCUAUGGGCGUAUCAAUACUUGUCAGAGGCUCUUGCAAGACAUGAGUGACACGAGACUUUUGAAUGAAGGUGACCUUCACGGAAUGACUCCUCUGCACCUGGCUGCAAAAAACGGGCAUGAUAAAGUGGUUCAACUUCUUCUGAAGAAAGGUGCAUUAUUUCUCAGUGACCACAAUGGCUGGACUGCUCUGCAUCAUGCCUCCUUGGGAGGGUACACUCAGACCAUGAAGGUCAUUCUUGACACUAAUAUGAAGUGCACAGAUCGGCUAGAUGACGAAGGGAACACUGCACUUCACUUUGCGGCAAGGGAGGGCCAUGCCAAAGCUGUCGCCUUGCUCCUGAGCUACGACGCCAACAUCAUCCUGAACAAGCAGCGGGCCUCCUUCCUGCACGUGGCAAUUCACAAUAAGCGAAAGGAGGUGGUUCUCACCACCAUCCGGAACAAAAGAUGGGAAGAAUGUCUGAUGACGUUUAGUCAUUAUUCUCCAAGCAAUAGAUGUCCAGUCAUGGAAAUGGUAGAAUAUCUGCCUGAAUGCAUGAAAGUACUUUUAGAUUUCUGCAUGAUGCCCUCUACAGAAGACAAGUCCUCCCCAGACUACCACAUUGAGUAUAAUUUCAGAUAUCUUCAAUGUCCAUUAGAAUUCACCAAAAAAGUAGCACUUGUACAAGAUGUGACAUAUGAGCCUCUUUCAACCCUCAAUGCGAUGGUACAGCAUAACCGCAUAGAGCUUCUAAACCACCCUGUGUGUAAAGAAUAUUUACUUAUGAAAUGGUGGGCUUAUGGGUUUAGAGCCCAUGUCAUGAACUUGGGAUCAUACUGUCUUGGCCUCCUGCCUAUGACCUUUCUUGUGAUCAGUAUCCGACCAGGUAUGGCUUUCAACUCAACUGGAAUCAUCAAUGAAACUAGUGACCAUUCAGAAAUAUUAGACACCAAGAAUUCAUAUACUAUAAAUGUCUGUAUGAUUUUAGUUUUGUUAUCAAGUAUAUUUGGAUAUUGCAAAGAAGUGGCCCAGAUUUUCCAGCAGAAAAGGAAUUACUUUUUUGAUAAUAGCAAUGCACUUGAAUGGAUUAUCUACACAACAAGCAUCAUUUUUGUGUCACCCUUGUUCAUCAGCAUACCAGCUUAUGUGCAGUGGCAGUGUGGAGCGAUUGCUAUAUACCUCUAUUGGAUGAACUUCUUGUUGUAUCUUCAGAGAUUUGAAAAUUGUGGCAUUUUUAUCGUGAUGUUGGAGGUGAUCAUGAAAACUCUGUUGAAAUCGACAGUCGUGUUUGUCUUCCUUCUUGUGGCUUUUGGACUCAGCUUUUACGUCCUCCUGAGCAUACAGGCAACAUUCACUCCUUACAUACGUUUUGCAUCUCAUUCUCACCUUGCUGACUUUUCUCAGGAUGCUUUCAGCUCGCCGUUGCUGUCUAUAAUGCAGACCUUCAGUAUGAUGUUAGGAGAUAUCAAUUAUCACGAUGCCUUCCUAGACCCGUUUCUGAGGAAUGAAUUGGCGUAUCCAUUUCUGUCCUUUGCCCUACUUAUUACGUUCACCAUGUUCGUCCCUAUUGUCCUCAUGAAUUUACUCAUUGGUUUGGCAGUUGGUGACAUUGCUGAGGUUCAGAAGCAUGCGCUGUUGAAGAGGAUUGCCAUGCAGGUGGAACUUCAUACCAGCUUGGAGAAGAAGCUGCCACUCUGGUUCCUACACAAGGUCGAUCAGAAAUCCAUCACCGUGUAUCCCAACAGACCCAGAUAUAGUGGAGGGCUAUUCCGUGGUGUACUUCAUUAUAUCUUUUGCCCCCAAGAGACAAGACAAGAAAUACCAAAUGUUGAUACAUCUUUGGAAACAGAAAUAAUGAAGCAAAAAUACCGGCUGAAGGAUCUCAGUUCUCUUCUGGAAAAGCAGCAUGACCUUAUUAAACUCAUCAUUCAGAAGAUGGAAAUCAUCUCUGAGACAGAGGAUGAAGAUUACCAGAGUUCUUUUCAAGACAGGUUUAAGAAACAACAGUUAGAACAAAGGAAUAGCAAAUGGAAUUCUGUAUUGAGAGCAGUGAAGGCAAAAACACACUCCCCUUAGCAUGAGUUUUCCAAGCCUGCAACAGAGCUCCCUAUGGAGGGUUGUGUGUUUUACAGGGUCUAAAUUCCAACUGGGAAAGAGUGAGGAAAAGCAGAAAUUUGCAUGGUUCCUGCAUUCUACAUAAGAAGUAGACUCUCUUUCUGUCUCUCUCCAUAUUUUCUGCCAAUCACUCUGUACAGGGAAUACCAUUGCUAAUAAAUUCAGGUUGGACUUUACCUUGCCUUAUUUGAAUGGGUAGAAAACCAAUUUGCUAGAACAUAUAUUUGCAGUGAUAAGGAGUAAUACAUGUAAUAAUUAAGCUAGAAUACAAAUGUCAAUAUUGGAUUCCUGCUUAAUAAUUAUACUAUAGAGAAAGCAUUAGAAAAUCAAAUAUUGUACUUGGUCCUAUCCUGUGAUCUACUUUUUGUGUUAGAAGACUCUGUGGCUGGAACCCUGUGGGCUCUGUUCCUAGCAGAGUCCAUCCCCCACCUGCUUGCUGCUCCUAACACAGCUGAUUGUCACUCUGAGUUGAGACCCAAAUGAAUAGAUCUUAUGUUAUGCAUAAAUUUUACUAUAUGUGGUGUCUGUUAUUUCCAUAUUUUUUGGUCUCCCAAUGAUGAUAAUUAAUAAAAUCUAUAUAGUCACCUCCAUGA
This is a messenger RNA of Phacochoerus africanus (Common warthog), 4402 nucleotides long. It is a transcript of the gene TRPA1, whose product is annotated as transient receptor potential cation channel subfamily A member 1. The transcript has 27 exons. Gene Ontology annotation, cellular component: membrane. Gene Ontology annotation, biological process: transmembrane transport; monoatomic ion transport. The record is from RefSeq and is a predicted model, not a curated record. Gene Ontology annotation, molecular function: monoatomic ion channel activity; protein binding. Lineage: Eukaryota; Metazoa; Chordata; Mammalia; Artiodactyla; Suidae. Bases 348 to 3770 code for a protein of 1140 amino acids.